Molecule: messenger RNA, 1533 nt
Organism: Lingula anatina
Lineage: Eukaryota; Metazoa; Brachiopoda; Lingulata; Lingulida; Lingulidae
Product: dual specificity protein phosphatase 22-B-like
Biological process (GO): signal transduction; protein dephosphorylation
Cellular component (GO): cytosol
Molecular function (GO): protein tyrosine phosphatase activity
Source: RefSeq, a predicted model, not a curated record
ACAGCACCAGUGUCAAAUGAAUCAUCUUGAAGAAACAUGAAAUUCUGGCAAACUGGAGUUGAAUGCAUCAGACGCUAUUUGCAAGGAUAUUAAAGUAGCCUCCAAGGAUGGGAAAUGGAAUGAACAAGAUUGUAGAAGGGCUCUAUGUGGGUAAUAUCCGAGAUGCCCAAGAUCGUAAACGGCUUGACAGUAAUAACAUAACACAUAUUCUGUCUAUACAUGACAUGGCCAAGAAGUUACAUGAUGACAAGGAGUAUCUGUGUAUAAAGGCAAGUGACAAUGCAGCUCAGGACCUGAGUCAGUUCUUCAGACAGUGCAAUGAGUUCAUCCAUGCUGCCAGACUCUCAGGAGGAUCGGUGCUAGUUCACUGCUUAGCAGGUGUGUCGCGAAGUGUGACAGUGACAGUGGCGUAUCUGAUGACGGUGACAAAUCUUGGUUGGAGGGACACCCUGAAGGCAGUGAGAGGGGCUCGCCAGUGUGCCAACCCAAACUUUGGCUUUCAGAGACAGCUUGGUAACUAUGAGGAGGAACAGCUAGAACAGGAAAGAAAAUGGCUGAAAUCUCAAUUCCCUGAGAAUCCCUUCCAAGAUGAGGCUGCCUGUAGGAGGUUAAUGGAAGCUCACUGGCAGUUUGUUCUGCAUGGUAACAAUGCAGAAACUGAAGAGAGCAAUACUUACACUCUUCCAUACAAUGCCUACGGGAACAGAGAGCCUAAAAACCGAACUGACAGUGAGGGUGGCACAAAAAGUGACAGUGAGGCCAACAAACGGACUGUAUCUAAAAGGUUAGAGACAACUGAACAAAGUUCGUGUACUUGGCAAAAUGACAGAUCACAUGGACCUGUUGCAAACAGUAAAGAGACUCAAAUAUUUAGAUCUGAAGUUAAACAUGAUAUUUCAGGCAAGGACUAAAGAUGUAGGGUUAGCUACAUCUGUGAAAUGAACAGGAAACCGCCAAAUAAUGCCAAAGUAAAAAUAAAGUAGUAGGACCCACCCAAACAGCUAUAUUUAGCAGUGACCUAGAUAUUUGACUUGCACUGCAGGAAAAUAUAAGAAGAUGAGUACAUGUGUUGCUGGUUCAGAAAUUAUGUUAAAGGCAGCAAAAAUAUAUGCAAAAUUGUCAUCAGAUUAGGGUCAGAGACUUAUAUUUUUACCACAGGUGAUAUUUUUAGCCAUAAGUGCCAGGAAAUAACUGCUGAAUUUUGUUAUUAUACAUAAAAGUAAUUAUUAUAACCAGGUAAAGAUCAUGUCUUAGUAUUUGAAAGGAAUUCAUCCCUUAUGGGCUUUUCCUAUACAUUUGAAGAAAUAUAAACUUUACCAUGAUUUAUGGACACAUCCCAGCACCAUAAACAGCACUUUUGGCACAUUUGUGCAAUGACAGCACUACAAGUCCAUAAAAAUGAAAUUGUAUGGUGAAAUGUUUUCAGUAAACAAGGAAAAAUUGAAAAAGUGCUCUUUGAUUUGAGUAAUUUCUUGUCAAUCGAUAAAUUAUAUGUGUUUGAUCAGGUUUAGUAAAAUAAAGACUUUUGUCAUA